AUGCGGCUCCCGGGGGCCACCGGCUGCCUCCUCCCGCGGGGGGUCCUGCUGCUGCUGCUCGGUGUCUGCAAGGCUCUUUCCCUGGAAAUUAAAGCCAAUCCUAAAAUGACGGCUGUCGUGGGUGAGCAAGCCCUGCUGAAAUGCUCCUUCAAAUCCAGCUCCCCCAUCACUGAGAGCCUCGUGGUGUACUGGACAUACCGACCCCUCGCUGGGGGCCCGAUGGAGACAGUUUUCCAUUACCAGUCCGUUCCGUACCCAACAACAGUGGGAAAGUUCAAAGACAGGAUAUCCUGGGUCGGGAAUGUUGCCAGCGGUGACGCUUCCAUUGCUCUCCGGAGCCCCGAGCUGAGUGACAAUGGGACGUUCUUCUGCAGUGUGAAGAAUCCUCCGGACGUGUACCACAGCAUCCCCCAGACUGUGCUGGAGGUUACAGAGAGGGGCCUCUCCUUCCGGCUGACCUCGGCGGCCCUGCUCUCCUUGUCCGUGUUUCUCCCUUCCACCGUCGUGGUCGUUCUGCUGCUGGUGAGGAUGGGAAGGAAAUUCAGAGUGCUGAAGGAGAAAAAGAAAGGUGGCUACAAGAAGUCUUCCAUCGAGGUGUCUGAUGAGCCUGAGCAGACAGAGAGCACGGGCUGCUCCGGGAAACUCAGGGCGUGGUGUCUGAACUGUGUGGACACGGAUGAGGAAGAUCUAUACUGAUGAAAGGCUGAAUCUGUGGAGAGAGAACAAAAUGGCAGCACUGAAAAUCAGGGCCAGGUACUUCCGAAGGCUGCUGGAUAACCAGUGCAGGUGGAAGGAUGUGCUCUGCUCUUGGUAGAUUGGAAGAACGAUGCUGCUGGGAUAAUUCACUUCUAUUUAAUAAUGAUUUUUUAAAAAUCCUUCUAAUUUAUUGGGGAAAAAGGAAAU
Pipra filicauda (Wire-tailed manakin) is the source of this 903-nucleotide messenger RNA. RefSeq names its product myelin protein zero like 3 (gene MPZL3). Gene Ontology annotation, cellular component: membrane. Lineage: Eukaryota; Metazoa; Chordata; Aves; Passeriformes; Pipridae. The record is from RefSeq and is a predicted model, not a curated record. Bases 1 to 696 code for a protein of 231 amino acids. The transcript is spliced from 6 exons.